Ostrinia furnacalis (Asian corn borer) is the source of this 6894-nucleotide messenger RNA. It is a transcript of the gene l(3)mbt, whose product is annotated as lethal (3) malignant brain tumor. Lineage: Eukaryota; Metazoa; Arthropoda; Insecta; Lepidoptera; Crambidae. Gene Ontology annotation, molecular function: chromatin binding; zinc ion binding; histone binding. The transcript is spliced from 14 exons. Gene Ontology annotation, cellular component: nucleus. Gene Ontology annotation, biological process: negative regulation of DNA-templated transcription. The coding region runs from base 286 to 4677 and encodes 1463 amino acids. The record is from RefSeq and is a predicted model, not a curated record.
CUGAUUGGCUCACAAUUUCGGUCAUACCAACAUAAAAACUGCCUAUCACAUUUUGGCAAUGUUGUCAAAAUUAUUACCAGUUGUACUAGGCAAGUAAAUAUUUCGCGUUGUGGAAGUAAUUUAUUUUUCUUUAAUGGUUCGUAAUACGAGGACGAUGUUAUAUUAUUUAGAACAAUAGUUGAAAUAAUAUACUUUGUGCUGAAACUGUGUAUAGUCAUCAGUAAUGUAUUGCAAGAGAUAAUAAAGUAUCUGUAAUGAUUUCGCAAAUGUCCUCGGAGUCGAGAAAUGGAGAGACAGCAGUGUAAUUCACUUCAAAACUUUGAUGAGCCCAAAACAGAAAUAUUGAAAAAAAGAUUAUUAAAAACAAGCAGCAGCGCAAAUUUUCCGCAAAACGCGUCACAGCAUAAUGUUCUAUUGAAUACUUUACGUGCGCCAAUAUCGAGCAGUAUGAUCGUGUCCUCAGUGCAGGCGCCCCAGAGCUCCAUGCCAAUCACACACAAUUUAGUCACCCACUCUAUUGCCCCUGUGAAAAUACACACAAACAACUCUCCUUACCCAAUGCAACUGUCAACUGUUCAUGUGCCAGUCCAGAUCCCCGGCUCCACCUCCAACAUCAAUGUGCCCGUGCAGUUGUCAGGUCCCACCAGCAGUGUCCCCUUGCAGAUUGCUCCCGUGAGCCUUCCCAUCCAAGUGUCGGGAACCACCAGUGUGCCGGUCCAACUGUCUGCCGGAGAUACUAUAAAUGUUCCUCUCCAAAUACCAGCAGCUAACCAAAAUAUUCAGAUCGCUACUCCAGCUCUGCCCUCUAUGCCUUUGCUGCAAAAUACCAGUCAAUCCAUCCACAGUUCUAUAAUUCACGUACACAUGGGGUCUAAUCCGAGGCCUGCUAACUUAGAUGGGGGUUCAGAUAUGACCGUGUCGAGCACUUCACAACUACAAAUGGCAGAUUCAUCUGGUGUACAUGUCAAAACAUCAGUUUCUCAAGUUCACAUGACCUCAAACUCUGUGAUGCAGAUACCGAGUUCAAAUAAUAAUAUACAGUUGGCGCUUCCUAACAAUGGUGGGUCGGGUACUGUGCAGCUGCGAGGUGCCACUAGAACAGUGCCACACAUGGUGUACAUCCAGACACCAACUGGACUGAAGCCAGUCACCAGUGGAGAAGUUAUAAGCCAAGCUAGCACCAGUGGAAACCCUCCGCAGAUAAUAGUGAGAAGACCUGUAACCAAUAACUCAAAUAUUCACCUCAUAUCAAAUGUCACCAACAAACCCAACAUUGCUCCUAAAGUCCAAAACAAGUCUUCAAUACUGGCACCAGUGAAUGCCUCACAGCCUAUUGUCAUUCAGAAGCCCAAGCCUAACGAAAAAAUGAUGGUUCCCGUGAGCAUCGCGCCAGGCACACAAGGCAAACAAGCCAUAGCUUAUCUUGGUUCUGUGAAAAAGGCCACAUCCAAAAACUUAUCUGAUAACCAAUCAAUACUUAUAUCCAAUAAUCAACAAAAUGUGACUGCAAACAAUCAGAAACUAUUCUUGACACCUAUGAAUAUGCCUAAAAUUCAAAAUACCAAAUUUAUUUUACCUGUGACCUUGCCUGCCACUAUGGCAUCUAAAGGCCCUAUAAUAAAUCUGCAAAUAGCUAAUGGUCAAAUUCAGAAUGAUCCUCAAGGCAACAUCACUGUUAUGAGAGACACACCUCCUAUAGAAACUGCGGAGAUGCCACCAUUGCAACCGUUGGCAAAAGUUGCUAAUAUGAAUGGAAAAGACAACAAUACUGUGCCACAGAGUCCAAAAAGUGAUAAACCAUUUGCAUUUUCGAUAUCGGGAUCCAGAGCAGAACCUACUGGAGAACAAGGGGAAUACACACUUUCUAUACCAGAGACAAAUGCUUCCAUGAAUGAUGACAUCUACACAGUUUCCAUUGCUGAUGAUGAGGGUGGUCAGAGCCGAGAGAAGUCGUUUACUUUAGCAAUACCAGAGAAAAGUAAAAGUUUGCUAAACAAAAAUGUAAUUGACCGAAAUGAAAUGGGACCUAUUCCUAUUGCUGCUCCAGCCAUAUUGAGACGAUCUAAUUCUGAUAACAGUGAGAGGAAAUCUGUCAAUGCCAACCUCAAGCGCCGCAUUUCAUUGUGCACUGAUAAUUUCUCAAAUAAACAUUUUAAGAUGUCUUUGGCUCAACAAAGAGCGAUGGAAAUGCUCUCUGAUCCACACGAUUCAGAUAAUAAUGACGACCAUCGUGUUCCGUCCUUGUUUUGUGAUGAGAAACUCGAAGAAGCUAAAGUCAACAUGGGUGACUCGGAUAAUGAGGAUAUGAAAGCAGAUGAACUGGAGAAAAAUAGUGACAAUAUGUAUUAUAAUAAUGAUUUUAUUAAGAAAUUAGAAAGGAACAACUUGGAAAGUGCAUCUGAGGAAGAUCCUCCUGGUUUGAUCUGGAACAAUGGAAUAGCCAUCCUACAAGGCAGUAAUUUGCAGUUCCAAACAAAUGAGUUUGGAUUGAUCGAUCUCGUCAACGUUGGCGAAAAUGAGGAGUCAUUGCCAUUGCCAAAUCCUAAAUAUCAUACACCUCUGAAGCAGCGCAUGGAACAAAACAGUAGAGAUAAAAAACCUACAUCUCCCGAAGAUAUGUAUCGCUGCGACGGCUGCGGGUGCCACGGCAUGGCCGCGGAGUUUAUAACUCCCAAUUUCUGCAGUUUGACGUGCCAGAGUGAUGUUCAGAAGGCUAUUCAGAAAAAGAAAGACAGGGAGCGUAUCGAACUGCUCAAAAAGCGGAAUAAAAUGAGGAAAUUAUUACUGCGGAAGCAAGGGUCGGAUUCCGAAAUAUUGCUGGACAAUAAAGAAGAAAAGUUGUCGUUGAAACAAUUCGAUUCGUCUCCUCCGGAGGGCUUGGGCGACAUGGCGCUGCUGAAGAUGGGCGAGGACUCGCUCGAGAACGAGAAGUACCCGUGGAUGUGCGGGAAGAACGGUUUUUCGUGGAUGCGGUACUUGGAAGUUUGCAAGGCGAAGGCGGCGCCCGUCAAGCUGUUCAAGGACCCGUUCCCGUACAACCGCAACGGGUUCAGGGUCGGCAUGCGCAUGGAGGCCAUCGACCCGCAGCACCCGUCCAUGUUCUGCGUGGCGUCCGUGGCCGAGGUGCAGGGUUACCGCAUGCGCAUCCACUUCGACGGGUAUCCGGACGCGUACGACUUUUGGGCCAACGCGGACAGCCCGGACGUGUUCCCGCCGGGCUUCUGCGAGCGUAACGCGCGCACGCUGCGCCCGCCGCCCGGACACACCGUGCCCGGUUUCUCUUGGCCGCUUUACCUCAAGACGGUGCGUGCCAUCGCCGCGCCCAAGCACCUGUUUUCGCAUGCCACCUCUUCGGGUUUCAAACCGAACUGCUUCCGCGUGGGCAUGAAACUAGAAGCCGAGGACCGCAAGAACGAGCUGGUGUGCGUUGCAAGCGUGGCGGACGUGCUGGACGGCCGCCUGCUCGUGACGUUCGACAGCUGGGACGCCAUGUACGACUACUGGGUGGAGCCCAGCUCGCCCUACAUCCACCCCGUGGGCUGGGCCGAGGAGAACGGCGUGUCUCUCACGCCGCCCAACUUUUACAAAGACCCGGACUCAUUCUCGUGGGCGAACUACUUGUCGGAGACGGGCACGACGGUGGCGCCCCCACGCGCCUUCAAGCCGCGCCCGCCGCAUGGCUUCAAGCCCGGGAUGAAGCUGGAGGUGGUCGAUCCUAGGGUGCCAUUCCUGAUCCGCGUGGCGAGCGUUUACGAAGUGAAGGGGCACCAGCUGAGGAUCGCGUUCGACGGCUGGCCGCGCGAGCACGACUGUUGGAUGGAAGACGACUCGCCCGACAUACACCCCAUCGGCUGGUGCCUCAAGACUGGACAUCCUUUGGAACCGCCGCUGACGGCCGAGGAGCUACGCGUGGUAGGCGCUUGCGGCGUGGGCGGCUGCCGCGGGCUGGGCUCCUCCUCCGGGGGCGCGCACAAGCAGCACAGCAGCGCCUCCACGUGCCCCUACCGCGUGCGCGGGCCGCUGCCCGACCGCCUGGCGCCGCCCGGGCCCGCUGCCGGCGUGCUGCCGCGCUCGCGCCGGGUACCCAGUAAAGGAUCGAAGUCGAUUCAAACAAGUACUCCAACCAGCGAUUCUGCUAAAGACAAGGACACUAGUUCAGUGAAGAGCAGAGCAACCAAACACAAACAUACUGAAGAGGCUAAAAAUGAUGGGGUAUCUGAAGACGAUUCGGAGAUCAGCGUCGGCGGCAAGAGGUGGCGCGACAGCGACGGCUCCGUCCGCGACGAGCGGGACAUGGGCGACGACCGGGACAGCAAGGAGCGGGACAGCAAGGACCGGGACAGCAAGGAACGGGACAGCAAGGCGUGGGACAGCAAGCAGCGGGACACGCCCAACGAGCGUGCCUUGCCGCGGGCGCAUCUCGAGAAACAUAUCUCGGAGCUCGCUCUGUCGAGUGAUCCUACCACUUGGAAUGAGUCGGACGUGUCGGCGCUGCUGGCGCGCGUGGGCGGCGCGAGCGCGGGCGCGGCGGCGGCGGCGGCGCGGCUGCGCGGCGCGGAGCUGGUGAUGGCGUCGCGCGCCGAGCUCGUGUCCUGUCUGCGCCUGCGCCUCGGGCCCGCGGUCAAGGUGUACGCAGCCGUGUGCCUGCUGCGCGAAACAUGCGCGGCGGCCACGUGAUGCCAGGAGUUGCGCGAGCGCGCCCUGCACAUCAUCGUCUGAUUUUGUGCUAUGGACUACAACUGUGUCAUGCGUGACACAUCACGUGACUAUCCACUGCCACGUUAUCUAUUCUAGAUGAGGACAAUAUCACAAUAUUCUGCUAAACAUUCUGUGUCACCUUUAGUGUUGUGAACACUUAUUGUGUCGCGAAAAAUGUGUUGUGUUUGCCACAGGCCGAAAAGAUUAUGGCGUGAUAAUCGAUUUGUAACGCGUCCUGUGUUACGGACUACAGAAUACCGCACCUAUCUUUGAGUAUGCCUAUUUAAUUGCUGUGAACACUAGUGUUGUGUCAAACGGUGCUGUGUUAACCAUAGGCCGAGGGAUUAGUUACUAGACCUUUUACUCAGGAAAGUAAAAUACGUUACAUCUAUAGUGUUGCGUCGUAAAACUGUGCUAAUCAUAGACAAAGGUGAUCAGUCCACUGCCGCGCUCUAUAUUCUGAAAUAUACAAUGCAAGACCUCUUGCAAUAAAUCAUUGCCCGAAUCCACUUGACGUGUUUACCAUAGAUGUUAGGAAGAUUGAACAUACAAUGUGACUAGUGGUUAACAAAAGUCUUGAAACAAAUUGUAUAGUAUAUUAUUGUCUAAAACUUCAAUUUAGACUAUUGGUGUGGUGAAGUCAGUUGCAUAUAUCACUUGAACAUUUUAUUAAUGUUGUUUGGUCUGAACAUCCCUGUUUAGAAUUUAGAUGACUAUUUGACUUGUUUAGGAUAAUAAUGUUGUGUACAGUAUAUGGACUUUGAAUUGCCCAGAGGCAUUUGGUUUAUUUUACUAUUUCCAAUUGAUGUUAUGUUCUACAAAAUCAUUUUUGAUGGUGAUCUUCUGUGAUGACAGUAUUAAAAUAAUCUUACUUACCAGUUAACUUUCCAAAUUGAAAGUUAAUUGUAUGCACAAUUUUGUUAGGGUCAUACAACAUCUCUCAAUAAUUUGCAUAAUACCUUGACACUGAUACUAGGAAAAAUCUGUAAAAUUGUAAAUCAUGCUUUAAAUUAUGGGGUUGUGAAUAUGCAAUCUUUUUGUCAUGUCUACAAUUGUUUGUAAUGUUAGAUAAUCUAAAGAAACAAAAAUUUUAUUGUAGAAUCAUUUUCAAUCAUUCGAGAACUGUAGAAAAUCUAUUUUAAAUAAAAACUAAAUUAAGUAAGAAAAUUAAAAUAUAUUGCAGGGUUCUAUCAUUGUCAGGGCUGGAUAAUGUUUUGGGAUUAAAACCAAAGAGUGUAAAAAGCUGUAAUAUUUGUCUGCUUGAAAGGUCCUCAAGUUAAUUACUUGUUUUGAAAGUAUUAACUUUAUUUAGUAUAUUUUUAUGUGCUAUUAUUGUUUAUGCUAUGCUAAUUAAUUUAUGUGAUUAACAGCAGCUCACUCUUGACUAUUUGUAAAUACUAUUUACCCUAAGAUUCCUGUGCAAUUUAGUGUUACGAAAUUAAAUUUAUUGCGCCUAUCCUAUAUCAUACUUAGUUUCCACUUUUUUGCAUGUUAAUGAACAUAGUUAAAGAUUUGAAAUCUAUUGAUUACUUAAUCAUAGUCUUGGUAUUCCUUUUUUCCGAAAACCAUAAUAUUUUAUGAAAUCAUAAUACAUAGUUAUUUUUAUUUAAUUGUGUGCCUUCAGCAAGAGGCUUCUAUUAAUAAAGUCGUUCAUUUUAUGGAAUACUUUCUAGUUGUAAGUUUAAAAUAUAGCAAUACCUAUUUUUUUACAUUGAAGACAUGUAUUAUUUUAAUUAAUAUAUUCAAGCUUUUCUAGGAUCAAUGUUAUGUUCCAAUCGUUAAUUGGUAUGAUAAUAUAAAUGUGUGUAAUUUAAGUAGCAGUAAUUAUUUUUUUCAGGUCUUGAUGAAAUGACCAGUUUUUAGUUGGAUUGAGUUAAAAAAGUAGUCUAGUGUUAAUUAGAUCCUGAUUCAACCAUUCUGUUUCCAAAAUUGAUUUGUGUACUGAGUCAAUCUUUACCUGUAUAGAUUUACGGCUUUUUAAUUUCGAUGAGUUGUAAUAGGUAUUAUGUUUCUGAACAACUGUAAAUAGCGGUUCCUUAUAGGCUACUGAAGGUAUUUUUGUAGUGGCCAUGUACAAAGUGAGAUAAUACCUCUAGUGUAAGUUUUUACACCGCGUCUAGUGUAAGGAAAGUGCCAUUUCGAUUGGUACGAACUUCUAAACUGUUGUUCUGUAAUUUAAUAAAAAACUGAAAGUCA